Molecule: messenger RNA, 636 nt
Organism: Pseudocercospora fijiensis CIRAD86
Lineage: Eukaryota; Fungi; Ascomycota; Dothideomycetes; Mycosphaerellales; Mycosphaerellaceae
Exons: 1
Coding region: 1-636 (211 amino acids)
Source: RefSeq, a predicted model, not a curated record
AUGGCCGACAUGCAGGACCACAAUCACGCAAGAACACAAUCAAUACUCCAACCACCGCCUUCGCCACUCACAAUCGGAAGCAACCAUAUUUCCGAAGGCGAACGUAUCCUCAACAUCAUAUGUCCCGCCAGAUACUUCACCUCAUCAACAUGUACCAUCACCGACGAACACGGCGAACUCCUCUUCAAACUCGAGAUCCCAGCAGCCUUUAAAUCCUACAGCGUACGACGCACAUUGAAAGAUACCUCAGACCGAACACUCCUGGUACUUCGUCAUCCAAAUUCAAAAAUCCACACUCUGGCCGUAGAAACCGAGACUGGGACGCAACUCUGUCUUAUCAAGGAUCAUGGCCAGCAUGUCAGAGACCAGACUGCGCAGAUACAUUUUGGAGAAUGUUAUGCGACGAUCGAUAUUCGAGAUGUGAAUGCGAUUGGGACGAAGACUUUGUAUCAAUUCCAAGGACAGCCUGUCGCGGAAUUGGAGAUGGUUGUUGAUCAUGAGCUUGGGCUUUUGACGAGCAAAAGUGAUUCCGUCAGGACGGCGUGGAGGCUGAGAAUUGCGCCUGGGGUUGAUAUGGCACUUUUCGUCGCGUUGGCAUUUGCUCGGAUAGAAAUUUCGCAGUCCUGGCGUCGCUGA